Molecule: messenger RNA, 592 nt
Organism: Pocillopora verrucosa
Lineage: Eukaryota; Metazoa; Cnidaria; Anthozoa; Scleractinia; Pocilloporidae
Cellular component (GO): chloroplast envelope
Source: RefSeq, a predicted model, not a curated record
GAUAGACGUUAAGUUACGGAAUCCGACAAUGGCGAUGAUGAAUCUUCCUAAAAGUGAAGGUUCUCCCGAGGAAAUACCGCAGAAACCACCGACGUUUUUGAAUACGGUGAAGGCAGUGGUUUUUAAGAAUUUGUUCCCUAUAAGCUUGGUCUUUUUCGUAGCUUUAGGAAUUUUGGCUCCAGAACCUGGUGUCUUCUUCAGCAAAUUACCGACCCACUACGUCUGUGUCAUAGGUAUCUUCCUUCACAGUGGACUCAAACUUAAAACAGGGGAAGUGACAGACGCCUUUAAAGCAUUCAAGGCUCUGAUCUGGGGUGUUAUUUGUAUUUUGUUGAUUACGCCGAUUGUUGGUGGGCAUUUAACUGGAUUGUUACCAUUCACUGUCACAAAGAGUCAUGCUACGAAAGACCGCUCUGACAUAAAUGGAAGUAAUUCUUGGAAUGGAACUUCCUUGUCCCCUGAGGAAAACCCAGAGGGUAGUUCAAUACUUGGUCCAUUUUUUUUUCAAAUAGGAAUGCAGAUUUAUUUCAUUGUGCCGUGUACGAUCUCAUCCGGCGUUAUCUUGGUAAGUUCAAAACUUGUUAUAGAGUGA